Molecule: messenger RNA, 942 nt
Organism: Chrysochloris asiatica (Cape golden mole)
Lineage: Eukaryota; Metazoa; Chordata; Mammalia; Afrosoricida; Chrysochloridae
Gene: CLNK
Product: cytokine-dependent hematopoietic cell linker
Exons: 9
Coding region: 1-942 (313 amino acids)
Biological process (GO): intracellular signal transduction; cell surface receptor protein tyrosine kinase signaling pathway
Source: RefSeq, a predicted model, not a curated record
AUGGGUCCUGCUCUUGAAGUACAUGCUAUGCAGAAGCUUGCUGAUGAGUCUGAAGCCAUUCAUCAGACACUAGAAGAAAAUUCUGGGGAUAAGGCCAGUGAUGCAGGCCAGUAUCAGACCAUUAAUGAACCCCAUCCCAAUUACGACAGGAACAUUGUUGUGGCCCUGGAUGAAGCAAAAGGCCACAGUGGAGAUUACUAUGAAGACCCUGAGCUUGCGAUGGCAGAAGGAUGGCAGUCCAUCAGUAUUUUACCAGCCAGGCCUAUAAAGGAAUCUGAAUAUGCAGUGAGGAAUGAGAACCCAUAUGUGAACACCCCAGUUGCUCACUCUCAGUAUACAAUUCUGAGGCCCCCCAUGACUCUUCUGAAGAAGUAUCAGCCCUUGCCACCUGAGCCGGAGAAUAGCAGGCUACCUUUCUUUCAGAGACACACAUUUCCUGAAACCCAGAGAGGGCCCAGGCAGAUAAGCUUAAAGGAUUUAAGUGACGUAAGUAGCAAUUUUGCCCUGGGAACCAUAGAAGCAAACAUUGACCAAAUGUAUAGGCAAGAUAUGGGUACCCUGUUGGCACUAUGGGGUGUCCAGCACCAUGAUUGGUACAUUGGAGAAUACAGUCGCCAGGCAGUAGAAGAGGCACUAAUGAAGGAGAACAAGGAUGGUACUUUCCUAGUCCGUGACUGCUCCUCGAAAUCCACUGCAGAGCCCUACGUGUUGGUGGUGUUUUAUGGAAACAAAGUCUACAAUGUGAAAAUCCGCUUCCUGGAGAAGAAUCAACAGUUUGCCCUGGGAACGGGUCUCAGAGGAACCGAGAAAUUUGACUCGGUGGAAGACAUCAUUGAACACUACAAGUAUUUUCCUGUUACGCUGAUUGAUGGAAAAGAUAAAACUGGUGUCCGCAGGGAGCAAUGCUUCCUGACUCAGCCUCUUCCCUUCUCACUAAGAUAG